GCCGCUGAGGCUCGGCGGUGCACGGCAGCCGCCGCCGCUCGGUUCCCGCCCGCGGCCUUACGAUGGCGAGCGGCUGCGCGGCGGCGGCGGAGGAGGAGGAUGCGGUGACGGCCGAGCCGCCCGGCGGCCCGCGGGAGCCGUGCACUGUGGCGGUGGGGUGCUCCUGGCCCUGCGCGCCGCCAGACGGCCUGUCCCGGGCGCUCUGCCUGCGGGGGGACGCGGGCGGCGGCGAGGCGAGCACCGAGGCCGUGGUGGUAGAGAGGCGGGCGGCCGGCGGGGGCCAGGCCCCCUGCAUGCUGCAGCUGGAGUGCCGGCCGGCCGGCGCCGGGGAGAUGGUCUCCGUCGGUAUCCUGAGCGAAGCCCGGAAUAUGGAGGUGUACGUGGGCGAGGAGUACUGCGGGACCGGCCGGGGAGAGAGCCUAGGCGCCGCCCGGGCCCCGGGUGAAACUGAAAAGGUUACUUUAUACAGAAAAUACCUUAAGUUUGAAUGCCCUGCAUCCUCCUGCAGAAUUAAGCUGCUCUCCAUUGGUGAGAAACAAAGAGUACUCAUCAGUAAAAUAAUUGUACAAGUGAAAACAGUGUCUGCAAAACUAGCAACUGAUUUUCCUUCACUAGGCUUAAGCAUAGAUCUAGACAGAGUGCAAACUAUAAUGGAAUCUAUGGGAUCUAAGUUGUCUCCAGGUGCUCAGCAACUCAUGGACAUGGUCCGAUGUCAGCAGAAAAACAAUUUACCUCUUGGAGACAAGCUUAAUUGGAUCUUUGGGAAAAAUUCAGACUUUGGAGGUGACCAUGCAAUAGAUGGGUCACACAGUGCAGCUAUUCAGACGUCACUAGAUCAAUCAGCCAGUGAACCUUUGUCUGGUAAAAAUCAUUUAACAAGUGAAACAGUAUAUGAAGACUUAAAAAGUCGUGAUCUGAACACGCAGGUACCUGAAAGAGGGAGUACUUUUGAUUCUGAAAGACUUACUACCCAGCAAAAUACAGUUGACCUCAGAAAUUAUUUUAAAGUCAUGGGAUCUUUGCAUGCGCAGGAACAGGCGAGCGAAACCCCAAAUGUAGCUAAUCCACAGGUGCUUCUUCCUUUUCUUCAAAACUUAUGUAGUCAGGUAAAUCAUCUUCGGCUAAAAGAUGGCGAUAGGCAUUUUGGUAAAAAUGCAGCAACUAAAGAGGAAGGCAUUCAGUGUGUUGGAGUAGAACAACAGCCUAUUUGUUCCUAUUUGGAAAAGAUCAUCUCAAAAAAUAUGGAUCUGAUGGAGAAAAAACUAAUGGACUAUAUUGAUCGCCAAAUCCAGGCUCUUCAGACACAUAUAGAUAAUAAAAUGGUUCUCUUAAUGGACUUGGUUCAGAACUCAAAGCCAAACAAAAUUUCACAAGCACACUAUGAUUCUAACGAAGGGUUCUCUAAUGGAGAGAGAUAGAUGUAUAUAGAUAUAGGACUUCAAUGUAAGUGCUUUAAGGGCAAUUAUACUUUACAAAGCUUAGUAUUUAUGGAGUUGUAACUGUAAAGACCUUCCGUGUUGUUGACUUGCAUUUUGUUACUGUAAUUCUAUCCACUAUUGUACACAGUUGUUAGUUUUAUGAAAGAUCUUUAAAAUGUGUGUUUUUUCCUAAAUAUAAGAAUUUUGUAUGCCCUUUGUGGCUUAUUUAUUUAAAGAGGAUUGCUAAAAGCCGUAUGAAACACAGUUUCCCAGUUUCAGUUUGAACAAUGGAGAAGUACUCUAAAUAAACUGAGUUACAGCUUAUCUUUUUACCUACAUGUAAUCAGUUCUCAAUUUCGUUGUCUUAAUUUUUGAUGUGUAACGUGUUACCAGUAGAACAGAAUGUAGUUUCUUUGUGCUUUUGGUUUAUUUUAAUGGCAUUGCUGUUGAAGAUAUCUGUUACUCCAUCUGUAGGAGGAAGGGUGAUACUGGCAUUGCUUAACUCAGACUGUUUAAGGAGUCAGGUUUAGAGAGACAGGCUCACUUGAACCCCAGCCUGGGUUCUUUGAAAGUGUUACUGGCUGUACAGACACCUAAGUUAGGGAUCCGGGCUCCUUAAGUGAUAGCUAAAACAAGGCUGUCAUAUUUUGUUCCCCUUUACAUUAAUUGAGCCAUUCAGGAACAACUGAAAUGAACAUAUACUUAGUAGACUUGUGCUUAACCAUGGUUCAUUAUCGUAAGAAGUAAAAGUACUUCAUUCAUGGUUCCUCUCAAGGGGACGUUGUUGCCAGAUAGAACGUGCCUGGCCUAGGAUCUGCUGCAUUUCACCAGCCUUAGGCCAGAGGAGUAGCCUUAUUGCAUCAUAUGUACUUCAACCUGUUGGGAUCAGGUCUGCUGUCAUUUGGGGAAGUAGAAAUGUGAGUUGAAGUCCCUCUUCUGUGGAAUGUCAAGCUUCAUACUUCAUUCUGUUUAUUGUUCUUUGAAUUCUGCGGUGCACUGUUUAACUUGGAUUGUAUUAAGGACUUAAUGGUAAACUCCAAAGUUGGAUGCGCAGACAUCGGUUGUAUUCACUGUCUUAAAAUCCGUUGAGCAGAAGCUGUUGAUGGGGAAGCAAGUGUUGACAGAACAAGCAGCAUAGGCACGUACGAGCUAGUAUCUCUAUCUAGUCUACCUAAUAUUUUCUUUUUCUCCAGGAAAACUGUCUUUUGAAGACUGUCAGAUCUUGAUGGUAGCAGCCCAGAGGAGUAGAUUUUUGAAGAGAGGAUAAUUUGAACAGACAUCUCUCAGUUGUCCCUCAGCAUACCUCAUGCCAGGUGCAGUUUCAAAGUGAUUCAAAAACAAUAAAAAAAGAGUUUUGUUGGUUUUUUUUCUAAGAAAAAAGGACCUAAAGUAUCUUCUACUUUACAAGUCACUUUACAGGUGUAAAGUUAGUUUUAUAGAUGCUUUCUAAGAAACACCCUGAGGUAGACACAUUCUUUUACAACUAAGUAAUUUAAGAUACAGUACUAGGUUGAGAGGCUUUAUUUACAGAAAAGUUGAAAUAUGUUUCCAAGCAUUGUUGUAUUCCAAGGCUGUUAGUUUAUUGAUUUAUUUUUUUAUUUUAUUUUUUUUGUUGGUUUAGGUUUUUUAGCUCUCCCCUCUUUGGGUGACAAAUCUCAAUAGAAGUUGACACAAAUUCAAAAUAUCCUGAAGUAGUUAAUAUGAGUUUGGGAUUUUUUGAUAGCCAUAUCCUGCCUGGCGUUUGUGAUAUUUUAGUAUCACAGCUACCACAAUGAUAAUAUUUGAAAUUAAAACCACAAAUGAAAGAGUGUAGAAGCUGUAUUGUUGUGGGUUUGGGGUGUCUUCAGCAUCUGCUUUAGCGAGGGAUUCUGUGUAGAGAAAAAACAAAGUGUGAUAUUUAAAGUUUCGAAUACCAUGUCAUUUCAAUGAAGAUUAAAUAAGCUUUUUUUCAGAUAUCUUGGUUCUGAGGAGUGUAACCACACCAAUUGCGAAUUCUGAAUCUGUAGUACUGAAGAGUUGUAAAAAUUUGUAAUAAAACAAUAAUGCAGAAGAGCAUCGCUAUGUUAACAAAUUCUUUGGUAUCACUGCAGCCAAGUUUCUGCCAAGCAGUGCUGCUGUUAUCUUUAGAACCAGAUAGAAGGGAGGCAAACUGCUGAAGCAAAGCUGGGCAAAAAAGAAACUGAUGGUUCUAACACUCUGCCUUUUAAUGAUUUACUAGCUGGUCCUUAGUAAAACUCAUUAUUUUUCUGUAAAUCAUGAAAGAUGCUAUGAGAAUUAAUCUAUGUUUUGUAAUAUUCCGAGUGUGAUCUGUUUGCACCUGAAUCCUUUCCACAUUAUGCAUGUGUCCAGUUUCUAGCAUAUGGAUGUUAAAUCUUUCACUAUUGAAAUAAAUGAGAGCAUGCUUAAAAUGCUGCUAGAGUUCA
This is a messenger RNA of Chroicocephalus ridibundus (black-headed gull), 3841 nucleotides long. It is a transcript of the gene C6H10orf88, whose product is annotated as chromosome 6 C10orf88 homolog. The record is from RefSeq and is a predicted model, not a curated record. The transcript is spliced from 6 exons. Lineage: Eukaryota; Metazoa; Chordata; Aves; Charadriiformes; Laridae. The coding region runs from base 63 to 1418 and encodes 451 amino acids.